This is a messenger RNA of Marasmius oreades (fairy-ring Marasmius), 1695 nucleotides long. RefSeq lists its product as uncharacterized. NCBI's taxonomy places the organism in Eukaryota, Fungi, Basidiomycota, Agaricomycetes, Agaricales, Marasmiaceae. Gene Ontology annotation, molecular function: DNA binding; 5'-3' exonuclease activity; 5'-flap endonuclease activity. The transcript has 4 exons. Gene Ontology annotation, cellular component: cytoplasm; nucleus. The record is from RefSeq and is a predicted model, not a curated record. The coding region runs from base 1 to 1695 and encodes 564 amino acids.
AUGGGCGUUUUGGGACUUACGCCUUUCCUUCAAAAAACAAUCCCAAAAGCAAUCAAUCUUCUUCCAAAAAGACUCAAAAAUUUGGCUGGAAAAACAAUAGUUUUCGAUGGAACGCUAAUCACUCAACGUCUUCACUUCGCUCAACUUCCUCACCCGUAUCGACACGUACUGGGCUGGUAUAGAAUCAUUAAAGAGCUCGAUCAUCAUAAUGUACAUGCUAUCUGUGUUUUUGAUGGAAAGGACCGUAUCAGAGCCAAAGCUAGAGAGGCUCUACGCAGGAAGCAAGCUCGACGUCUGGCAAAUGCCCGUCAGAUAAUUGAAAGAGAACGAUUGAAGCGUCUCGUUCAAGUCAGAUCUGUUCUCAGCAAAGUGGACUGGAACGACUCCGCCCAGCGCACACGACUAGCAGAGACCCUCAAAAUAAUCACUUUAGAAAAGCCCAGUAUGAGACCUUUUGAGGAUCCCAUUGAUGAUGAUUCCCUGUGGUUGGAUCACUCUGAUCCCGUUGUCCAAAGCAGUUUCACCGACGUCAGUCUACCAUCUGAUGAGGACGUUUUAACCAGUUUCUGGGUCACCGACCAUACCUAUAUCGACAUUGACGAGCAAGAGUUGAAUUCAAUACUGCAAGACAUAACCAACACUUCCGAGGUCCCUCCAAGCUCACGAGUAACCACACCCCAACCAACCCCGCCACCCGACACCUAUUCCAGCAUACUAGUCUCAUUAUACACCGAAUACCGUAAUAGCAUCUCAAAACUCACCUCCGUCUCUCGUGCUUCUCCCAUCGAUGAUACUGAAUCAGACAAAUCGGAAGAAUAUGAAAUGUCCAAAACUCAACACCAGCUUACCCGAGAAGAAGGGGAUUUUUGGGACGCGGUCGCAUUCUCCCCUCCUCUAACACUUCUUCCUACGCCUACUGCCACGCCCACUCCAGAUAUCCUCCUCACUACUCUGACAAAAAAAAGUGACCUCCUAUCCGAAUCUUACAAACGUAGAGCGCACCCACCCACUCCUAAACAUUACACUCAAGUGAAAGAGUUGAUUAGAGCCAUGGGUGUACCGUGUAUCGAUUCAAAAGGUCCCUUCGAAGCUGAAGCUUUAGCUUCGUCUAUUGUGUUGAACGGGUUUGCGGACUAUGUUGCUAGUGAGGAUACGGACGUCCUCAUCUACGGAGCUCCGCUCCUUCGAAACAUCUCCAAUCGCCGGGAACCUCUCCUUUCCUUUGCCCCCGGUACAGAGAUCCAACAUCUCCUCGGCUUAUCUUCUAGAGACAUGUUGAUCGAUUUUGCGCUCCUACUCGGUACGGAUUUCACGAGGAGGAUCAAAAAUGUAGGUCCUAGUCGUGCGCUCAAGUUGAUUCGGACGUAUCAGUCUAUUGAGAAGGUUUUGGAGUCGGAAGAGAUGGAGAAAUUUAAGGAGAAGCAUCCAAUCGCUGUAUUGGAAAAUAAGGACGCACAUCUGGAGUAUUUGGAAGAAGUAGACGCGGGGAGGAAGGUUUUUAAAACUAUACCUCCUGUCCCAAAUUCGUUGGCGAUGGGAGCUCCGGCUCAUAGAGAUGAAGAGAAAAUUGUGAAUUUGAUGGGUAAGUAUGGGUUGUCCAGUGAGCUGGAGGGAUAUGGGCCGUCUCACUCUUUGUUGAAAGGAGAUUAUUUUGGGGAUAAUCCCAAUAAUGAUGAUGCCGUUGUUGGGUUUUGA